AUGCGCUGGGUGUCCGCCUUCCUUGCCCUGGCAUUAACAGGUGCACUGCAAGCAAAUGCACUGGAUGCUACAAUCUUCACGUUUCCUCCCAAGACUGCAACCUCUUCAACUGCUAAUCUCCAACAACAAACAAUAUCAGAAAAUGAGGCUCAGCUUGUCUUAGAGCUUCGCAUGAAGUCCUCUAUAGCAUCGGUCCUCGGAAUGGUGGAUGCAGACACCGUGAACCGCUUGAAUCAUUUCACCCAGGAUGAUCUCACUCUCUUUGGGGGAGCCACUGGGGGGAUUUCUCUUGAGAAAAGCUUCUUUGUUCUGGAAGGGAUCGACCAGGAAGUUGCCCUAGCCAUGCAAAAAGCCCAGCCCAACCAUCUUCAUAUUCCUCAGAUUUCCUCACCCUUUAUCGAAUUUGAUCUCCUGGAAUCAUUUAUCGAAAGCAGCCUCACUGCGAAAGGGGACCGUGGGCAAAUCUGUACAUACUACAACGAUGCUAACAGGGCUGCGUCAUCGACAUCCCAGACUCCUAAGGAAUGCCUAUCCAGGGACCCUAUUUUUGCUGAUGAGUCUGAUAUGCUUGUCCAUGACUUCCUUACACUAGUUGAUUCAGUGGAAUCCUGGAUAAGCAAGGAUCACAGUUAUUCAGCUUUGAAGUUGUCCUUUAAGAAUGCCUCUGGUGAUUCUCUUCUCAGAACCAAGCUCCUAGAGACAUUGCUCCUUCACUUAGCUAGAAUACCGUCGACCAGCAACCAGGAAAUCACGAUAUUGGUUCUACCCGCUGGUGUUGAAUCAGAAGGACUUAACCGCCGAGGCGCGAAGCAAUCAUCGGCACCAGUCACCCAUCCCUUCAGAAGGUCGGCACCGCUGCAGUCAACCCUAGCGCCUGUCUGUCAUGCUUCGAACUCUUCGUGUGCCGAAUCAACCAAUGACUGUUCCGGACACGGUUCCUGCUAUCUGAAAUACGGCUCGGGUGUUGAGGGAACUACAGGCAAUUGUUAUGCAUGCCAAUGCAGACAAAGUGUUGUUCAGAAUAGCGAUGGUACCACCAAGACAGUUCAAUGGGGUGGAUCGGCUUGCCAGAAAAGAGACAUUAGCUCACCUUUCUUCCUCGUUGCAGGCGUCAGUCUGCUUGCCAUCGUUCUAGUUGGGAGUGCGAUUGGGAUGCUUUUCAGUAUGGGCUCACAGGAGCUACCCAGUGUCAUCAGCGCUGGUGUAGGAGGCCCUAAGUCUCAGAUGUGA
Molecule: messenger RNA, 1230 nt
Organism: Penicillium roqueforti
Lineage: Eukaryota; Fungi; Ascomycota; Eurotiomycetes; Eurotiales; Aspergillaceae
Product: DUF3844 domain-containing protein
Exons: 4
Coding region: 1-1230 (409 amino acids)
Cellular component (GO): endoplasmic reticulum
Source: RefSeq, a predicted model, not a curated record